GUGGGUGAAUUGCGUAUCAUCAAAAUCAAAGUGCAGAUGUCGCACGAGGCCAAACUGACGCUUUAUCUGAACAUGUACAAUCUGCUCAUACUCCACGGAUACGUAGUGCUGGGCAUUCCCGAUGGGCUCAUGAAGCGAAUCGACUUUUUCAAAAAAGCAAAAUACGAAAUAGAUGGCUUAACCCUGUCCGCUCUUGAGUUAGAACACGCGAUACUCAGAGCCAAAUCCAGCCCGCCUGACUUGGGUAUCCUUGGAGGAUUCUUCUUAAGUAUACCGAAGUACGGUUCGAAAAGUGCAUACGGUCCCUUAUUAUUGACCCGUCCAGAGGUGCUCGUAUCCUUUGCGCUAUGGAAUGGGGCCGUAGAUGGACCUCGUCUGCCCGAGAUAUUCAGGGGCGAAACUGUCCACAGCCAACUUUUGCACUGUGCGAG
Molecule: messenger RNA, 431 nt
Organism: Sphaeroforma arctica JP610
Lineage: Eukaryota; Ichthyosporea; Ichthyophonida
Exons: 3
Source: RefSeq, a predicted model, not a curated record